UCGGGUAGCAACAAAACACAGGUGCCAAACGGUAAAGGCGAGUACACAAUUCCCAUACUCUCACCUUUGUUUCCUACUCUCCUUAACCCACCUCUUGAGUUCGGAUGCUCAUUAAAAACCAUAGUCCCUCCUAGAAAUCUCCGAAACUACCAUAUCACGGUGGCAUAAAUAUUUUUCCUCAGCUGCCAUGGAUUCCUCCGCAUCGCAUGUGCCGGCGAGUGAAACGACGCCGUUCUGGACCGAUGAGAAGCACUUGCGCUACCUCCACACGAUGGAAGCUUCGUUCGUGCGCGCAAUGUUCAAAAACAGAGACAACUCCACACGCCUCGACCGCUACCUCCCCGACACCUCCGAGUCCACCUUGGAUUUGAAACCACACUCCCAUCGCGGCACCGUAAAACACCAUGCACCCUCAGAUUCAAUGGGUCCAAUAAACAGAAGAAGGAGGAGUAUGAGGAGAUCAUCUCAGCCCUACAAUUCCUCACAGGAUCAGGUGGUCCCACAAGUAGAAAACGAAAGAGAAGGUGCAGCAUGUAAAUGUAAUGGUGACGAUGAUAAAAGAGCAGAAAAUUAAUGUUUAGUGUACCUUUUUCACCAACCCUCCUACCCCUCUUCAUUUUUUUAUUCUGCCCAGUUAUUUAUUUUACUAUUUAUUUCACCUCUGUAUUUUAUAUGUUUUACCUAAAAUUUGUCUCUUUACUUAUUAGUAAUGUAAUGCUCUUUCUCUAAUUCGUGACAUGUAAGUGACAGACAUAUUUAAUUACCUGUUGUUUAUUAAGA
Cajanus cajan (pigeon pea) is the source of this 780-nucleotide messenger RNA. RefSeq lists its product as uncharacterized. The record is from RefSeq and is a predicted model, not a curated record. Lineage: Eukaryota; Viridiplantae; Streptophyta; Magnoliopsida; Fabales; Fabaceae. Gene Ontology annotation, biological process: regulation of circadian rhythm; response to cold.